AAUUUGGUGUAGUCUGUCUGAUUGUCGUGGUAAACAAUAUAUAAAGCCUCCCUCUCCCUCCGUCAGCUCAUAAAUUUACAGAGAUGGGAACUGAAAGCAAAUCGGAAGAGGUGAGUUUAUUGUUUAGGAUUGUGGUUCAAUUUGGUAUGAUUUAGGGCUUUUACACAACAUAGUGAAAGAUACAAAGAAGAUGGAGAACAGAAGACAGAUCAAACAAUUUUCUAGAGAUGUAAAAGAAGAAUAUUAAAACGAUUAUACCAAAAUUAUAUUAAAGUAUAGUCAACAACAUGAACGACUUACGUAAGGAAAACUUCAACUGACACCAACUCUUGGACGAUGGAACACGUCAAGAAUCAGAACAACACUUUUCAUAGCAAUUUCCUUUUGAAAAACCUUAAAAUCAAUCUUCAUCAUCAUACCCAAAUGACUAGACUAGGUCAAGAAUGCAGUCCAACCGUUUGUUCAAAGUUCUGAAAGAGCCAACGCGUUUGACUGCUAGAUUGGAACAGAGUCAUAUAAUAUACCUCAAAGUUCUUUCUUCCCCUUUUCUGAUACCUUUUUUUAUCAUUUGCAAAAAUUAUUCAACUAGACUCAGCCAUUGUUUAAGAAUCAUUCAUAUCUUCAAAGGCUAUAAAUUGUUUGAUCCUUUGAGUAAUGAAUCGAUUCACUUUCAGAAAACUAUAUACAGGUAGUAAUCCUAAUAUCAUUGGUGCUCGAAGGAAGAUCUCAGAAUCAUCAAUACAUACAGCAAACAGCAACUCUAUCUUUAGAAAACUUAUUUCAGGCUUAAGGGAUAAAUCCAUAAGUACAUUCCAAACUAGAUCUGCAACAAGCAUGGUGGUAAACUUUGAAGAUUCGUCAAAGGUUCAAAAGAAUGAAGUUGACCACAUUCAUAUGCUGAAUGCGAAUUAUGAUAAUUAUGAUGGAGUUAUUGUGGACAUUAAGGAGAAUAUGGAUGAAGAUAUCUUUACCACUCUACUUCAAACAUCAAUAUCCCAAUGGAGGCAACAGGGUAAAAAGGGAGUUUGGCUUAAACUGUCUCUUGAACUUGUGAGUCUUGUUAAGCCUGCAGUGAAGGAAGGAUUUUGGUAUCAUCAUGCUGAACCAACAUACCUGAUGCUGGUGUAUUGGAUUCCUAAAACUAAUCAUACUCUUCCAUCAAAUGCUUCUCAUCGAGUUGGUGUUGCUGCUUUUGUGGUCAACUCUAAAGGGGAGAUUCUUGUAGUGCAAGAGAAAAGCGGGGUGUUUAAAGGCACAGGUGUAUGGAAAUUACCAACUGGUAGUGUUGAGGAGGGUGAAGAUAUAUGUACAGCUGCAAGCAGGGAAGUGAAAGAAGAAGCUGGAAUUGAUACAGAAUUUGUGGAAGUUCUAGCAUUCAGGCAAAGCCACAUGUCAUUUUUUAGCAAAUCGGAUCUAAUGUUUGUGUGUAUGCUAAAACCAACAUCAUUUGAGAUCGAAAAGCAAGAUUCAGAGAUUGAAGCAGCUAAGUGGAUGCCUAUUGAGGAAUACGCCAAUCAGCCCUUUGUAAAGAAUCGCAAAUCAUUUGAGUAUAUUGCUAAGAUAUGCAUAGAAAAGAAAGAUAACAAAUAUGUCGGCUUCAAUGCAAUUUCUACAGCAACUGCUACAUCUCUCAAAAACAGCUAUUUGUAUUCGCGUCAUCAGGAGGAGUAGUUAUCUGAUUCACAUAUUCGAGAACCCAAAACUGAAAAACUAGAAAUGAUCAUGGAAUUAAGACCCACAUUGAAUGUUAAAUUGAAUAUAUAUGUAUCUUGUGCAUUACUCCAAGUAUGCAAAAUUUGUUGUAAAAUUUUAAUCAUUCUUUUAUAAUAAAUUUAAUUUAUUACUCGUAAGUGUCAAAUAGGAAACUAGCGUAAUCGUAUAAUGUAAUUAUUUAAUUUUAACCUUGUAUACGAUUUUCUCGUAAUUGAUGAUCA
Messenger RNA from Lactuca sativa (garden lettuce), 1934 nucleotides. RefSeq names its product nudix hydrolase 2. NCBI's taxonomy places the organism in Eukaryota, Viridiplantae, Streptophyta, Magnoliopsida, Asterales, Asteraceae. The record is from RefSeq and is a predicted model, not a curated record. Gene Ontology annotation, molecular function: NADH pyrophosphatase activity; ADP-ribose diphosphatase activity; NAD binding.